Messenger RNA from Lycium barbarum (goji berry), 656 nucleotides. RefSeq names its product thioredoxin-like 3-3. Lineage: Eukaryota; Viridiplantae; Streptophyta; Magnoliopsida; Solanales; Solanaceae. The coding region runs from base 146 to 520 and encodes 124 amino acids. The record is from RefSeq and is a predicted model, not a curated record. The transcript is spliced from 4 exons.
AAAUUUUAAAAUUUAAGUUAAUUAUUUUGAAAACUAUUCCUAUCCUACUAUUUAUAAUUCACAGUUGAGCUGCUUGACCAGCCUGUUUCAUCUAUCUUGUGUGUUUGGCUUCUACAUCACCAUACUUGUGAACUGAAAAGUGAAAAUGGGCGAAGAGGGUGAGAAAGCAGAGAAUGGAAAACUUGUGGUGAAUGAACAGGGGAACUUGACAACAGCCACCAGUGACGAAAAUCUCAAGGACAUAUUUCACAGUAUCAGAAUGAAAAAAACUCCGGCUGUAAUAAAUUAUGGAGCUUCCUGGUGCCGUGUCUGCAACCAGAUCCUUCCUUCAUUUCAGGAGCUGAGCAAAAAGUUCCCAAAACUCUCAUUCGUCUAUGCUGAUAUUGAUGAAUGUCCAGAGACAACUCAGAACAUUCGCUACACACCAACUUUUCAUUUCUACCGAGAUGGUGAGAGGGUUGAUGAAAUGUUUGGUGGAGGAGAAGAGCGCUUGCAUGACCGUCUAUGGUUGCAUUCAUAGAAGAAACUUCCAAUUCCUCUGUAACUGAAACAAAUCUUGGAUAGCAGUUUCUAAGACGGACCAUACAUGCAUUUGUAUUAUCAAUAGACUUUGUCCAUUUUUGUCAAUUCUAGGCCACCAAAUUUUACUACUUUUA